AUGGACGACGACAGGCUGAGCUCUUUACCGGACGAGAUUCUCUCCUACAUCAUAUCUUUCCUGCCAACCAAGUUCGCCGUGGGCACCGCCGUCCUCGGCCGACGGUGGAAGCACCUCUGGACUAGGGUUUGCAAUCUCGAUUUCGACAAUACCAUCUGGGGUUGCCAUGGUGCGAAAAGUCGUCACAGAAAACCCUCCUGCAGCACGCGGCGGGACAAAUACUUUGGAUUCUGCCGCUUCGUUGACAGGGUUCUGAGCGAGCACAAGAAUUUGGAUUCUCUGAAGCGUUUGAGUUUGCAUUUUGAAGAAGGUUACCCUUACAGCUACGGGAACCGGUAUCUAUGGUUGAAGAUGGAAUUGGGUUCUGGCUCUCUGCUCGAGGAAAUUGAUGUUAACUUUAAGGCGGAAGAUGGAACUGGCCCCACCUUUCCUAUGCACCGGCUUCCAGAGUUUUUUUACACUCUGAAGCAUUUAAGAGUUUUGAAGCUGGACGGUGUUGUAAUGGAGACUGGGUCGUCUGUUUUUCUUCCUAAUAUGAAGAACUUGCAGCUCUUGAGGGUGAAGAUAGUGGACGGUGAGUCAUUAGGCAGGCUCCUUUCGGGUUGCCCUGCUCUGGAGACUGCUCAUCUGGAGACUGAUCAUAUGAAGAUUGAUGAGUAUCUACACAGGAAGGAGGAGUGCAAACUCAUUGCUUCAUUACCAUGCUUGAAGAACCUAACAAUUGUCCGGUUUCAUUGUAUUACGCAUUGGGCGAUCGAAGCACCGAGUAUCGAGCAUCUCCAUCUUCGGAGUGUUGUUGCAGAGUUGCAGUUUUUGGGCAGUAGUAAAUUUCCAUGCCUUGAUUCAGUAACUGUUCUUGGCUCUGUGGGCAUGAUCUGGGAACUUUGCCUGCUUUAUUUCCUCCAACAGAUAUCCAAUGCAAAGGAAUUGAGCUUUUCUUGGCAGCCGCUUGUAAGAUUACACUUUCCUUCCUCAACUACCACUCCCAAUUUUUUUUUCUUUUUUCUGUCAUUGAUUAAAUUUGGUUGA
This is a messenger RNA of Linum tenue, 1029 nucleotides long. NCBI's taxonomy places the organism in Eukaryota, Viridiplantae, Streptophyta, Magnoliopsida, Malpighiales, Linaceae. The record is from the annotation of a GenBank genome assembly.